GCUCGAGUGGAGAGAAUGGAGCAAUUCCAGAAGGAAAAAGAAGAGCUGGAUAAAGGAUGCAGGGAAUGUAAACGGAAACUCGCUGAGUGCCAGAAGAAAAUGAAGGAGCUGGAGGUGGCAGAUCCAGAGAGCGGGAAGGGGGAGCUGGAGAAACUCCAGGCCGAAGCCCAACAGCUGAAGAACGAAGAGAAAAGCUGGGAAAACAAAUUGGAGGAGCUGAAGAAGAAGGAGAAGAACAUGCCCUGGAACGUGGACACUCUCAGCAAAGACGGCUUCAGCAAGAGCGUCUUCAACGUCAAACCGGAGGAGAAGGAGGAAACGGAGGAACAGAAAGAGAAGAAACACAAAACCUUCGUGGAGAGAUACGAGAAGCAGAUCAAACACUUCGGGAUGCUGCGGCGCUGGGACGACAGCCAGAAAUAUCUCUCCGAUAACCCUCACCUCGUUUGCGAGGAGACGGCUAAUUACUUAGUCAUCUGGUGCAUCGAUCUGGAGGUGGAAGAG
Molecule: messenger RNA, 504 nt
Organism: Cariama cristata (Red-legged seriema)
Lineage: Eukaryota; Metazoa; Chordata; Aves; Cariamiformes; Cariamidae
Product: hsp90 co-chaperone Cdc37-like
Exons: 3
Biological process (GO): protein folding; protein stabilization
Cellular component (GO): cytoplasm
Molecular function (GO): heat shock protein binding; protein kinase binding; protein-folding chaperone binding
Source: RefSeq, a predicted model, not a curated record